CGUGUUGGGUACCCUAGAGGUCCUCCAACAAGAACAAAAGCUUUGGUUUCGAUCCAUUCCUUCUCCUACCAAAACUGAAACUAAAAUCCCAAUCUUUCUUCAGAAUCACUUCCAUGGUUUCUCGUUCGAAAAAUAAUUAAAAAGAAAACCCUAACUAUGAGCAAAUUCAAUUAUUCUCUCUAAAUAAUUUCCCCCUUUGCCCUUUCUUUUGUUCUCCCUAUCCAAAUCACAAUCUUUUGUCACUCUCCUGUAAUUCAUGGAAGCUAUGGACUUGGAUACAACAAUGUCUAAUGGAGAUUCAACAACAACAACAUCAUCUGUAACAACAACAGCAACCGCAUCAGUACCAACAUCAAGAUUGAAUAGUCUAGCAGAAACAUUAAAGCUAGAACAUCAAUUUUUAAGAGUACCCUUUGAACAUUUAAAGAAAUCAAUUAGGGCUAAUCAUCGUAUCGCUGAGAAAGAAAUAUCUAGUGUUAUAUCUACUGUUAGUAAUGAUAGUAUGUCUAAAGAAGACGCUGUUAAUCAUCUUACUAAUCUUGUUUCUAGAUUACAAGGUCUUAAAAGAAAGUUGGAAGAAGGAAAUAAAGCAGAGAAUUUGCAAGUGCAAAGAUGCAGAGCUAGGUUGGAUCAUUUAGAUGCAGCAGAAGCUGAGAAUAUGUCUGAGUGGAAUAAUACAAGGCUUAGAAGAAUUCUUGUGGAUUAUAUGCUGAGAUUGUCUUAUUAUGAUACUGCUGCCAAGCUUGCAGAUUGCGCUAAUAUUCAAGAUCUUGUUGAUAUUGACGUCUUCCUCGAUGCGAAGAAGGUCAUUGGUGCUCUUCAAAGCAGGGAGGUAACUCCUGCUUUAGCAUGGUGUGCAGAGAACAAAUCCAGGUUGAAGAAAUCAAAGAGCAAAUUUGAGUUUCAACUGAGACUUCAAGAAUUCAUAGAGCUUGUAAGAGCCGAUAACCAUUUGCAAGCUAUCACAUAUGCUCGGAAGUACCUUGCUUCAUGGGGGGCCACUCAUAUGAAAGAACUGCAGCAAGUUAUGGCAACCCUAGCCUUCAAAAGUAGUACCGAGUGUCCAAAGUACAAGCAGGUUUUAUUUGAGCUAAAGCAAUGGGACAAUCUAGUGGAGCUUUUCAAGCAGGAGUUUUGUCGGUUAUAUGGAAUGACACUUGAACCCUUGCUUAACAUUUUUCUGCAGGCAGGCUUGUCAGCUCUUAAAACUCCAUUCUGCUUUGAGGAAGAUUGUACGAAAGAAGAUCCAUUGUCACAAGAGAACUUCCGGAAGCUAGCAAUGCCAUUACCGUUCUCUAAACAGCACCAUUCAAAGCUUGUUUGUUACAUUACGAAAGAGCUAAUGGAUACAGAAAACCCGCCGCUGGUCUUACCUAACGGCUAUGUUUACAGUACUAAGGCUCUUGAAGAGAUGGCAAAAAAGAAUGGUGGGAAAAUAACUUGUCCCAGAACAGGUUUAGUCUGCAAUUAUUCAGAAGUUGUCAAGGCUUACAUAUCAUAAGCAUACCAAGGCUGCACUUGAGCAAUGAUCUAGUCAAUCAAUUAAUGAUCCAAGCAUUGUAUGUUCUUGUUUAUACAGAGGGGCCUCCACCUCUAGAACCUAUAAAUUAAUGAUGAUUAUCUUUCUGUUUGUUC
Messenger RNA from Papaver somniferum (opium poppy), 1635 nucleotides. Its product is annotated as protein MAEA homolog. The record is from RefSeq and is a predicted model, not a curated record. Gene Ontology annotation, cellular component: nucleus; GID complex; cytoplasm. The transcript has 7 exons. The coding region runs from base 257 to 1501 and encodes 414 amino acids. Gene Ontology annotation, molecular function: ubiquitin protein ligase activity. NCBI's taxonomy places the organism in Eukaryota, Viridiplantae, Streptophyta, Magnoliopsida, Ranunculales, Papaveraceae. Gene Ontology annotation, biological process: proteasome-mediated ubiquitin-dependent protein catabolic process.